AUGAAACGAUUGACCAGAACAGCCCUCUUAAACCGAGAGAUGGCAAUGAAAGCAGACCGCACAUCAUCCAACCAGUCUUUAAGUGAAACUGAAAGAUCUUGUAUGGUCCUGCUGAACUCAAUCUACCUUGCAGAGUACAAAGCACAACUACCAACACCGGUACAGGGGACCUGUAGCUGGAUUCUGAGCCACCCUGCAUAUCUGGCCUGGCUAACUGCUGAAGAAACAAAACUACUUUGGAUCACAGGCGAACCUGGCUGUGGCAAAACCAUGCUCUCUGCAUAUCUGACAGACCACCUAAGACUGGAUCGUGCUACUUCUGCCAAGUCUCAAGUCUUUUUCUUCUUCUGCGACGACAAAGUCAAAUCUCAGAGAGAUGCAAACGCUAUACUCCGAGCUAUCCUGUAUCAAAUCGUACAACAGCGCCGAAAACUCAUCAAAUACGUUAAAACUCGAUUCGAAUUGGACGGGCCUAGUCUUGCGAACUCCUUCCCAGCGCUCUGGGAACUUUUCCUGAAAAUAAUUACCGAUUCCACAUCAGGCGCGGUCAGAAUCAUAGUAGACGCGAUUGAUGAGUGUGAAGUAAAGACGCGCAACAGCUUCCUUAACGCCAUAAUGCGGCUAGUAAACGAGCCACAGGAUGUACAUCCACAGUCCCAAAACUGCAUUAAGUUUCUGAUAACCAGUCGCCCAUCGCUCGGCAAUUCAUACAACCUCACGGGGUUGAUGAAAAAUAGACUACCAAUCGAGCAAGAUCAGGGCAAUGUCAUCGAAGACGUGAAGCUGGUCAUUCGAAGCAAGGUCGGCGAGAUUGCGAACAAAUUCCAUUGUGACGACGACACGAGGAGCUAUCUAGAGCGAGUGCUGUAUUCCAGGUCUGAUCAGAGUUUUCUCUGGUUGAAUAUGGUAUUACAUAGCUUGGAAACAAGUCCAAAAGCGUCAAAGAGAGAUUUCGAACGAAUCAUCGACACGUUCCCCCAGAACCUCGAAGCUACCUAUAACAGAUUUUUACGUGGAAUCUCAUUUGGAGAUCGAGAAGAUGCUGGGAAGAUACUACGUCUGCUCAUUGGAAGCUCGAGACACUUGACAUUGGUGGAGAUAAACACUGCGUUCACGAUUGAUCAAGACCACAAAUCUGUAGCCGAUGUGGUAAAUGAUUUGCAGAUUUCUAUCAGCUCAACGCUACAGAACGUUGUGGGGUCCUUCGUCCGCAUCAGAGAGAUGAAUCAGAUCUCCCACGAGGACUCAAAAGUUUCGCUCAUACACCAGUCCGCUAAGGAAUAUCUAACAGACCUCGCACUUCGUUCUCCAGACGGGUCAGUACAGAGCCUUGCAGUUCCUUUAUCGGAUGCAGCGCUGGGCAUGUCACAAGCAUGUAUACAGUAUCUGCUCCUAGAGGAAUUCCAAUUGGACAUUUUUGCGUCAGAAAGAACGAGCCUCGAGACCAAUUCGCCCAAUUCAUAUCACUCAUUGCCAUACGCGGACUUCGAUGCAAUGGCCUCAGGCGGCCCUCUCGACCCAGACGAUCAUCUCGGCCUAAAUAACUUUUUUAAGGACUCGCGCGAUUUAGAUGAGGAGCAAUGCACUCUGAUCGCCCAGAAAUACAGGUUCUUUGAUUAUGCUGCGACACAUUGGGCAGAGCACUACUCCUUAUGCGAAGACAUCGCCACGAAGUCUGUCCGAGAGGCCGUUAGUCGAUUGACGACGACUCCCAGCUACGUGUUGACAAACUGGUUGAAAUACUACUGGAUCAAAAAUAACAUAGAAUACUCGUUUCCAGAUACUUUCGAGACAAUUGAAGUAGCUGCAUUCUUUAACCUAGCUAUGCUGCUUUCCGAAAUUAUAAAGAAGGCAGAGUUUGACAACGAUGCAAGAAAACAUCAGGCACUAUUCUGGGCAGCGAGGAUGUCCUCUCUAAAGUGUAUUAAGGUGUUGCUUCAGCAUGGCGCAAACCCUAAUGGCAUUGGUAUCGACCGACAAACACCCUUAACUAUAUCGGCGCAGUAUGGCCAUGUAGAUGCUGUCCAGAUGCUUCUCAACGAGCCAUGUACAGACGUUACUUCCAAAGGCAAAUCUGGAAGAUCAGCACUGUCAUUUGCAGCGGGCAAUGGCCACCUAGAGGUUGUUGAAGCCCUGCUUGAAUAUGGAGCGUUCAGAAUAGACGACCAGGAUAACGCACGUUGGACGCCACUCUUCUGGGCUGUGUCAGGAGACCAUGAAAGUAUUGUGCAACUAUUGCUGAAGCAGCCGUUGAUCAAUAUCAAUCAAGUUGACAAACAUGGGCGCUCAGUACUAUCCUGGGCGGCGGGGGAAGGCGCAAGACGAGCUCUGAAGGUCUUACUUCGACACCCCUCUAUUGACCUCAAUCUCAGGGAUGUCGAGGGGCACUCUCCACUGUUGUGGGCUGCGAGGAAUGGUCAAAGUGAAGUGGUCAGUACUUUGAUGCACAAAACAGGGAUUGAUAAAGCCGCUAAAGACAAAGACCUACGGAAUGCGAUCUCCUGGGCAUGUCAAGGAGGGCAUACUAACACUUUGCGCACUUUACUCAAGAAUGAGUGUGGCGGUGAAGAUGACGUCGAUAUCGACGCUUGGACGCCAUUGUUAUGGGCACUCUUUGUCCGGUCCCCAGCGACUGUGGAAGCGCUUCUUUCAACCCGCCGCGUCCAAAUCGACCGCCAAGACAGCUACGGUCGUACAGCUCUGAUAUGGGCUGCGAGCUAUGGAUAUCUAGACGUGGUACAACUGCUAGUGUCAUGGAAAGCAUCUCUACUUAUCAAGAACCAAGGAGGAUAUACGGCUGCUAAUGUUGCAAGGAUGGAAGGGCAAACUGAGGUUUGGGAGUUUUUGGAGGCCCAGCAAGGCAAGGAAGUAGAGACGAGUGUCGAUGAGUGA
Messenger RNA from Alternaria atra, 2892 nucleotides. RefSeq lists its product as uncharacterized. Gene Ontology annotation, molecular function: protein binding. The record is from RefSeq and is a predicted model, not a curated record. Lineage: Eukaryota; Fungi; Ascomycota; Dothideomycetes; Pleosporales; Pleosporaceae. The transcript has 2 exons. Bases 1 to 2892 code for a protein of 963 amino acids.